Messenger RNA from Esox lucius (northern pike), 3764 nucleotides. RefSeq names its product calcium channel, voltage-dependent, alpha 2/delta subunit 2a (gene cacna2d2a). Gene Ontology annotation, molecular function: voltage-gated calcium channel activity. Gene Ontology annotation, cellular component: voltage-gated calcium channel complex. The coding region runs from base 313 to 3693 and encodes 1126 amino acids. The record is from RefSeq and is a predicted model, not a curated record. The transcript has 39 exons. NCBI's taxonomy places the organism in Eukaryota, Metazoa, Chordata, Actinopteri, Esociformes, Esocidae.
UUGAGAGCGAGCGAGAGUAGCAAAUGUGCAAGGCGGGGAGAGGGAGGGAGGAGAGCGAGUGCGCAAAUAAGGCACAGCAGCACCAGCGGCGGCAGCAGCGUCAAUGCAUCUGUGACUCUUCGAAUCGGUUGUCUCGAGCUGCCAAUCCUCUGUACAUUUCAGAUUGAGAUUUCACAGGCUAAGAUCUUGAGGACCCCUCGCCAUCAACCGACACACUUCCCGGAGCUCAGUGUUUAAUGUUAGCUCGGCUGUAAGAGACUAUUCUAACGGCCCUGUUCUAUUUAUCCCAGUUUCUUCAAUAUUUAAUGGAAAAUGGCGAACUGCGCUCAGUCCUAUGGUAUCUUCUGUCUGUUCUCAAUCCAAACUAUACUCAUCAUUAGCGUCUCUUCUCCCGCAACGGGGAACCACCGCUUCCCCCAACAUUACACAAUGAUGCACUGGGCCGAUCGCAUUGAGAAGGAUCUGGAGAGGACUCUGCAACUCAUCACUGGAACCCAGCAGAUGAGAGGGAUCUACAAUGAGAAGAAGAGCCAGUUUGACAUCAAGCGGAACAACCCAAAGGACCUGGUGGAGAGAGUGGCACGGGACAUCGCCAAGCUGCUCACCGGCAAGAAGAAAGCCUUAGAGAGGCUGGCCAGGGAAGCGGAACAGUUGCAGACAGAACAUGUCUGGAAGGACGGUAUCAAGGAGAGCGACAUGGAGUACUAUGAUUCGAAAGCGGAUUCGGACUAUACCGAGGACGGGGACGGGGAGGAGAACCUGAUGGAGAAUCCCUACUCCAUGAAGCUGGAGUUUGUGGACGAUCCAAACUUCCCGAAUAAAAAGGUCAAUUACUCCUACAGCGCCGUCCAAAUCCCUACGGACAUCUAUAAAGGCUCACCGGUCAUCCUGAAUGAGCUAAACUGGACCCAGUCUUUGGAGAAAGUGUUCAUUGAUAAUCGCCGGGAGGACAGCUCUCUGCGGUGGCAGGUGUUCGGCAGCGCCACAGGGGUCACGAGAUAUUACCCAGCCGCUCCGUGGAGCAGUACACAGAAUAAGAUUGACCUGUAUGAUGUCCGCAGACGGCCGUGGUACAUCCAGGGAGCGUCAUCUCCCAAGGACAUGGUCAUCAUUGUGGAUGUGAGCGGCAGUGUCAGCGGACUCACUCUGAAGCUGAUGAAGAACUCGGUGGUGAAGAUGCUGGAUACGCUGUCUGACGACGACUACGUGAAUGUGGCCAGGUUUAGCGAGAAGGCCGAGGCGGUGGUCCCCUGCUUUAAGACCUUGGUCCAGGCCAACAAGAGAAACAAGAACAUCUUCAAGGAGUCCAUCAUGAACAUGCACGCCAAAGGAACAACCGACUACAAGUCUGGCUUCCAGUUCGCCUUCGAACAGCUGCUCAAUGACACCGGAGCCCCCAGGGCGGGCUGCAAUAAGAUGAUAAUGAUGUUUACCGAUGGGGGGGAGGAUCGUGCUCAGGACAUCUUUGAGAAGUACAACUGGCCCAACAAAACUAUUCGAGUAUUUACCUUUUCGGUAGGGCAGCAUAACUAUGAUGUCACACCUCUGCAGUGGAUUGCCUGCGCCAAUAAAGGCUUCUACUACGAGAUUCCAUCCAUUGGAGCAAUUCGGAUAAACACACAGGAGUACCUGGAUGUUCUGGGUCGGCCUAUGGUUCUGGCGGGGCCAAGGGCCAAACAGGUCCAGUGGACCAAUGUGUACCAAGAUGCUCUUACUCUAGGUCUGGUCAUUACUGGGACCAUGCCAGUCUUCAACCUAACGGCUGAUGCUAACUCACAGACUCAGCUCGUCCUCGGCGUCAUGGGAGUGGAUGUGGCGAUCAGCGAAAUUAAGAAAAAGACGCCAACAUACAGGCUUGGAGCUAACGGUUAUACCUUUGCAAUAGACCAAAAUGGCUAUUUACUUCUUCACCCCAACCUGCAGCCGAAGAUCAUUAACUUCAUAGAGCCUGUCACUUUGGACUUCCUGGAUGCUGAGCUGAUGGACAGCAAAAAAGAAGAGAUCCGUCGAGAAAUGAUUGAUAGCAAAUCUGGGCAAAGGAAAAUCAAGACCCUCAUUAAGUCAGUUGAUGAGAGGUACAUCGAUGAGGCUAUCCGGACAUACGCCUGGACUCCGGUAGAGGGCACGGACUACAGUCUAGGGCUGGUGUUGCCCACGUACAGUGAGAACCACAUCAAGGCCAACCUGAGUGACCAGAUCCUGCAGGUGCAGUUUCCAUACACCAAGGAUUUUGAAUCACUGCUGCCAAACAGUUUUGAGUCUGAAGGACAUGUGUUCAUAGCUCCCAGGGAAUACUGCAACGAGCUGGAGCUCUCCAACAACAACACAGAGUUUCUUCUCAACUUCAUCGCCCUCAUGGAGAAGGUGACUCCCGACUCCAAACAAUGUGACAGCCUGCUCCUUCACAACCUCAUCCUGGACACUGGCAUCAUCAGACAGCUGGUGGAGAAGGUGUGGAAGACCAAAGACCUUGCAUCAUAUGGCUUUUUGGCAGUGUUUGCUGCAACAGACGGAGGAAUUACCAGAGUUUAUCCCAACAAGGCUGCUGAGACCUGGGAGGAGGACCCCGAGCCGUUUAACGCCAGUUAUUACCGGCGUAGUCUGGACAACAAAGGCUACAUCUUCAGAGCACCUUAUCGUUCCCCCUCCUCCUCCGCCUCCUCAAUGAAUGACGACCUGCUGAACCAAGAGAACGACACCAUUGGGAUCCUGGUCAGCACUGCAGUGGAGAUCACGGUUGGAGGGAAAACCCUGAAACCUGCUGUGGUCGGAGUAAAACUGGACCUUGAGACCUGGGUGACCAAAUUCAAGACCCUGGCUAGUAAUUUCACCAGUUCAAGUGACAACCGUCAAUUACAACAAACGCAGUGUGCACCAUCCGACAGCUGUGAGAUGGACUGCGACUACAACUCUGAAGAUCUUCUCUGUUACCUAUUGGAUGAUGGAGGUUUUCUGAUUAUGUCCAAUCAGAAGGAGCACUCGAACAAGGUUGGCAUGUUCAUCACUGAAGCGGAUCAGUACCUUAUGCAUGCUCUCUACAACAACUCCCUUUACAACCGAAAGCAGUCCCUUGACUACCAGUCUGUUUGUGAACCUGUGCCAACCAGCAACACCGGGGCUGCACCAAGAGGAGUGUUUGUGCCGACCAUUGCAGACUUUGUGAACCUGGCCUGGUGGACAUCAGCCGCCGCCUGGUCCUUAUUUCAGCAGCUGCUUUAUGGAAUGGCCUACCACAGUUGGUUUGUGACAGAUGAGGUGGAGGCUGAGGGGACGGACUCCAAGGAGACCAGCUGUGUGACGAUACAGACACAGUUUUACUUCACUAACGUCAGCAGCUCCUACGGCAUCAUGCAGGACUGUGGAAACUGCUCCAGGCUGAUCCAUGCCAGGAAGUUAAACAACACAAACCUACUGUUUGUGGUGGCAGAGAAGUUGCCCUGCAAUGCCUGUGAGGCGGAGAAAUUGUCCCAGGUGGAGACUGAAUUCAAGGACCUGAACCCUUCGUGUGACGACAUGAGCGCGGCGCGGUAUCGAAAAGGGCCCACCGUGUGCUACGACUACAACAUCACUGAGAACACAUCGGACUGUGGGCGGGGCUACUCUUUCCGGCCAUCCGUCCAUACCCUGCUCACGAUCCAGCUCAUCCUCCUCUACCCAAUCGCCGGCCCCCAUAUUCUGCCCCUCCUACUUUAAUUCUGCUCCUUUCUGCACUCCCCAGCUCUUUGUCCAUCCUGAACACCCCCUCCCAACCCCCCACCCCCCCC